This is a messenger RNA of Saprolegnia parasitica CBS 223.65, 1086 nucleotides long. RefSeq lists its product as hypothetical. Lineage: Eukaryota; Oomycota; Saprolegniomycetes; Saprolegniales; Saprolegniaceae. Gene Ontology annotation, cellular component: U5 snRNP. The record is from RefSeq and is a predicted model, not a curated record. The coding region runs from base 24 to 1061 and encodes 345 amino acids. Gene Ontology annotation, molecular function: protein binding. The transcript has 2 exons.
CCGAGCCCCAAUCGCAGGUUCCGAUGAAGCGCCAUGGCCAUGGCGGCGAUCGCGGAGGCGCGAAGAAGGCCAAGUCCGUGCAGUUCCAUGCAAAGCCAUCGGUCAAGUACAUUGAGGAUGAUGAGGAAGAAGAGACCAAGGAGUCUGGCAGCCAUGGCGACGACGACGACGACGACGACCAAGACCACGUUGCGUACGAGAGCGAGGACAGCGACGCCGAGGACGGCAAGAAGGCUCGUCCGCCGCCGAUCCAGCACAAGAUACAGGAAGGCGAGGAAGAGUCGACGACCCGCCAUGACGCGUACGAAGACGACGAUGGCGUUCGCAUGAUGCCCUUCAACCUCAAGGAAGACCGCGAGGACGGCCAUUUCGACGACAGCGGCAACUUUGUGUGGGCCAAAGGCGACAAGGCCGUUCAGGAAGACGCAUGGCUGGACGGCGUCUCGGCGCAGGACAUGGAGAUCGCCGAGAUGGCGCGUCUCCAGCGCCAAGAGGCGGCCGACGACGAAGCCGAGACGUGGACCGAGCGCCGGGCCAAGAGCGUUUUCAUGGAGGUCCUCAACGAAGGAGAGACCGUCCUUGCCGCGCUCCGGCGACUCGGCAAGAAGCCCAAGCCGAAAACCGCCAAGCAAAAGAAGGUCGUUGUGACCGCCCAGACCCCCGACAUGCAGCGCGAGUUCAACCAGCUCACGGACGCGGCCGACUACAUGAUGCGCAUGGGCCACACCGAGAUCUACCACAAGCCCAAGGAAGACAUUGUCGACAAGCCGGCGCCCAAGCCUAUUGUGUACUGGGAGUACCGGGCGCCGGACGGGCAGAUCCAGGGGCCGUACCCUACCGCAACGAUCCUCGCCUGGCGUGCGCAGGGCUACUUCCAGGGCGACUCGGCUGUGCAGAUGCGACAGUGUCCGGCCACGCCGGCAGGUCCGGCGCCGCUCGCUGCCUCGGCGGCCCAAGAUCUCAUGGACGACUUUGACGACGACGACGAGGAAGAGGAAGCCAAGACGUCGGACGAUGGGUGGCAGUCGAGCGAUGCGAUUCUGUUCCGGCAAUUCGUAUAACCAUCAGGACAUGGUUCCAUCUCCA